AUGGACCACUGCGCCGUGCUCGCGAAGCGCCGGGGCCAGGCCAACGACCUGAACCGGCUCGCGCACGACCUCGUGUCGACGAACCGGAAGCGGCCCGAGGCGUGGAUCGCCGUCGCUUUGUACGCGGAGACGCGCGGCGAGACGGAGAAGGCGCUGGGCUUCGUCGAGAAGGCCAUCGCGUUGGACUCGCGCCACGUGCUCGCGUUCCAGCUCCGGGGCGAGCUGCUGCUGGGCAUGGGCAAGGCGGAGCACGCGAUCGUCGCGUACUUCCAGGCGAACAACUACGCGAAGGACCUGGCGUCGUACAAGGGGUUGGUGGCGGCCUACCUGUCGACGCGCAAGUACAAGGAGGCGCUCUGCACGGCCAAGGAGGCCGUGGCGACGCUGCCGAACAACGCCGCGGCCAUCUCGCUCGUGGGCAAGGUGCUCGCGACGUCGCCCGAGGGCACGGACAAGGCGAAGCGCGCGUUCGCCAAGGCGCUGUCCAUCGACAAGUCCUGCACGGACGCGGCGCUCGCGCUCGUGGACCUCCACGUUGCGAACCAGGAGUACGCCCAGUCCAUCGAGCUCCUCCUCCACUCGCUCCAGUCGCUGAACCACGACUUCCUCCACACGAAGCUCGCGGACGUCUACGUGUUGAACGAGCAGUACAGCGACGCGCUCGCGUACUACCACGCGGCCAUCUCGCUGAACCCCCAGUCCGAGGCGGCGAACGCGGGCAUCGACCGCCUCGAGAAGCUCAUGCACGGCGUCGACCCGGACCUCGACGACGACGACGACACGCCGCACCAGCGCACGGCCAACUCCGCCGACGACGACGUUCUGGACAGCACCGCGUAUUUGUAG
This is a messenger RNA of Aureococcus anophagefferens, 846 nucleotides long. RefSeq lists its product as hypothetical. The transcript has a single exon. Gene Ontology annotation, biological process: cell division. The coding region runs from base 1 to 846 and encodes 281 amino acids. Lineage: Eukaryota; Pelagophyceae; Pelagomonadales; Pelagomonadaceae. The record is from RefSeq and is a predicted model, not a curated record. Gene Ontology annotation, molecular function: protein binding.